This is a messenger RNA of Orycteropus afer afer, 1140 nucleotides long. RefSeq names its product cAMP responsive element binding protein 3 (gene CREB3). The record is from RefSeq and is a predicted model, not a curated record. The coding region runs from base 1 to 1140 and encodes 379 amino acids. The transcript is spliced from 9 exons. Gene Ontology annotation, molecular function: DNA-binding transcription factor activity, RNA polymerase II-specific; RNA polymerase II cis-regulatory region sequence-specific DNA binding. NCBI's taxonomy places the organism in Eukaryota, Metazoa, Chordata, Mammalia, Tubulidentata, Orycteropodidae. Gene Ontology annotation, biological process: regulation of transcription by RNA polymerase II. Gene Ontology annotation, cellular component: nucleus.
AUGUCACGUAUGGAGCUGGCACUGGGCCCCAGUGACCAGGACCUGCUGGAUUUCCUGCUAGAGGAAAGCGGAGACUUGGGGGUGGCGCCCGAGGAGGCCGCGGAGGCGCCGCUGGACUGGGAGCCGCCGCUCUCCGAGGUAUUGAGUGAAUGGGCCGUGGAGGAGUUCCUGGAAUCCCUGCUGAGUCCACCGGCAUCAUCGUGGACCACUCUCGGCCCUUCCAGCCCCUGUUCUGUCCGUCAUGAUCACAGCUACUCCCUCCCACAGGAAUGUAUGGCCAAGGAUUUAGAUAGUGGGGGCUGUGGGCAGGAGGUGGCCCAGGUGACUCCACCCAGGGUGAAGGAGCCGACGGAGCAGCGGCACCCAGAGACUGAGAGGCUGAGGCUGACGGAGGAGGAGGAGAGGCUGCUGGAGAGGGAGGGGCUUACCCUACCUGGGACACGCCCUCUCACUAAGGAGGAGGAGCGAGCUCUGAAACGAGUGCGCAGGAAGAUUCGAAACAAGAGGUCUGCUCAGGAGUGUCGCAGGAAGAAGAAGGUGUACGUGGGGGGUCUGGAGAGCAGGAUCCUGAAGUACACAGCCCAGAAUCUGGAGCUACAGAGCAGAGUCCAGCUCCUGGAAGCACAGAAUCUGUCCCUGCAGGACCAGCUGAGGAGACUGCAGGCCACGGUGACUCAGAUAACAAACAAAGCCAGCAGCAGCAGCACCUGUGUCCUGGUCCUGCUUGUCUCCGUGUGCCUUCUCCUCGCACCUGCUAUGUACUCGUCUGACAGAAGGGGGAGCCUGCCCGCUGAGUACAGAGCCUUGUCCCGCCAGCUGCGAUCCCUUCCCAGCGAGGACCCUCCCCAGCAGGAGUCGCACGGCCUGCAGCCCAAGGUACCAAAGAACUGCACAGAGCUGCAGCUGGACGGCUCAGACCACUCCUCCCAGGCCCCUGGCAACUCGCGCUGCUUCUUGUUCCGUGACGCUCAGGCCCCUGGUGUACAGUCUGCCCUGAAGCUGACACUCCCUGACCCCUUCUCACUGCACUCCUGCCCAAGCCCCAGCCUCCCCCUGCAGGCAAAUUCCACGAGAAAGGGGGGACAGCUCCCUACGCACGGCCCCUCCUCUGUCGUCUUGCAGGGCAGAUACUCUUGCUAG